Oncorhynchus nerka (sockeye salmon) is the source of this 1091-nucleotide messenger RNA. RefSeq names its product FGFR1 oncogene partner 2 homolog. The coding region runs from base 1 to 762 and encodes 253 amino acids. The record is from RefSeq and is a predicted model, not a curated record. The transcript is spliced from 4 exons. Gene Ontology annotation, biological process: response to wounding. Lineage: Eukaryota; Metazoa; Chordata; Actinopteri; Salmoniformes; Salmonidae.
AUGUCGUGUUCAUUAGAAAAUGUAUUGUCUGACGCCAAGUCGCUGGUGGAAAGACUUCGCAACCAUGACAAUGCAGCGGAGGUACUUAUCGAACAGACAACGUCCCUUAACAAGAGGGUUGAGGCCAUGAAACAGUAUCAGGAGGAGAUUGAGUCGCUGAACCGGGUAGCCCGACAUCGGCCCCGUUCCAGCCUCGUCAUGGGCAUCCAGCAGGAAAACCGGCAGAUCCGUGACCUACAGCAGGAAAACACAGAGUUGAGAACCUCCCUGGAGGAACACCAGUCUGCCAUAGAGCUCAUCAUGACUAAAUACAGGGAGCAGGUCUUCAGACUCCUCAUGGCCAGUAAGAAGGACGACCCAGCCAUCGUCAACCAAUUAAAGGAGCAGCACACCACUGUGAGUGACCCACCCUCUUCUAGUGUCACAUCACACUCAGGAGCUACCCUUUCUUCUUGUAUCGAAGAAGUUCAAAGCAAAUAUUUAUAUUGUUUCUAUUCUAUGACUCUGCAGGAAAUGCAAGCGCACAUAGAAAAGAUCAACGAGAUGGCUACGGUGAUGAGGAAGGCCAUCGAAGUGGACGAGGGGAGGUUGUGUGAAGAUGAGGAGAGGAUCAAGCAACUAGAGCUGGAGAACAGUGGUCUUCGUGAGCUGCUAGGGAUCAGUCGAGAAGCCUUCCUAGUUCUGACGAGAGAGGAGGCCUCGGAAAGCACAUCCCUGUCUGCCCUGUUGACCAGUGCCGACAUCAGCCUCCGGAAGAGUUAGGCCCACACCAGCACGAGCUUGGAGUGUGUGUGUAUGCGCCCCCACCUUGUACAGACCAUACCCCCAAUCACCUACAGCCACACAGACUCCCAGAGUGCACUCAACAACGAACGAUGCCCCAGGUCAUACUGCCGCCCAACUGUCACACUACAUUGGAGGUAUACAGUAGGAAGUCUCUGAGACAAAUGGGAAAAUCCUCCAGCAGUUUAGUCUGUCAUGCAUUUUUAGUCUUGGCACGCAUUGUGCUAUAUCUGAUGAGCCUGUGGGGUUUUAAAGUGUGAAUGAGUGAAAGUGCUGCUCUUGAAUGACAAUAAAACACUUGAAAGAAA